UGUCAGCUGGGUGAUGAGGCUCUGGUGGCUGUGACAUCACAGAGGAUGGGUCACAGUGAAAUCUGUCCCUAAGGACAACACUGGGCAGCCCCAUUGCAGCUGGACUGGGGUGAUUCGUGUGUGCACAUGCACGGGGAAGGCUGGGGUGGAUAGGGGACUGGACAGAUGCCCAGGGGGGUUCCUAACUCUGAGUGAGGGCUGAGCCCUUCAGAGCAGGGCAAGGUUCUGCCCUUGGGGCUGGGGACAGUGGGAGUUGGGGAUCUCUGUGCUGGCUUUUGGGCCUGUCCCUGCUUUGCCAAGAGACCCCUUGGAACCUCCUGCAGUGAGUUUGGACUUGGUGCAGUGAUGCCCAGAACCCACUGAGCAUUGAAGUCUGGGGCUUGUCAGCUCUGGUGGCUGUGACAUUACAAAGAACAAGUGACAGUCGGAGCCAUCCCCAGGGACACCACCAGACAAUUCCCCUGUAGCUGGACUUGGGCAAUUGGCCAUGGCUGUGACAAUUAUCCUUCUCCUGGCUGUGCUGGCCAUCAUGCCUGCGCAGACACAAGAUCCACAGAUUGAUAUGACCAUGGUCCAGCAGAUGCAGCAGCGUGAGGAGUUUCUGCAGCAGGAGGUGAUGAGGCUGCUGCAGGAGAUUGAGUGGAUCAGGUCCCCACAAGAAGCUCCACUCCUCUCUGGGUUGCAGAUCUGUCUCUUCUGGGCUGCUGCAGCAACCAUGCUGGUGGAGGUCUGCUGGCUGGCCUGGCAAAUGAAGCUUGCCCCUUGCAGCUGCUGUGUGCAGGACAGCUCUGGCAACAAGGAAGAAAAUGACAAUGAGGAUGAGAAGCUCAAAGGAGCAUGCCAAAGGGUCAGGUUGCUUUCUGUGCCAAACCUAUUGUCUGUGCAGGAACUGUCUGACACGUGCAGGAAUGUGAAGAAGAUGAUGCAUGAUGUCCUCCGUGUCUGCCGAGUGCUUUCCAAAGACACUUUCAUGCCGGACAUGCACCCAGUGACUGGGAAGAAUGGCAUCCAUGAAUCCUGGACUAUCUUUGAGGAGCAACUCUUGUACCAGCUGCUCGUGUUCCUGCAGCCACCCCCCGGGCACUUUUUCAAGCUGGAGCUGUAUGGUGGGACACAUCUGCCAGAGAGGUGCUCCAACAUCCGUGUGGUGCUGGAGUGCACCUGCUUGAGGAAAAUGGGGAAUAUUCCAUGUUUUAUCCACCCCUCCAAGACCAGCGAGACGGGCCAGCACUCACCCCUGCUGCAGAACCUCUGCACAGGCUCCUACCUAGACGUGGAGGAAAUCACCUGCUGGGUGCAGAACUUGGUCCAGACAGCCUGGGAGCAUCUGCCCCAGUGGCAGGACUGGCAGCUCACGGUGCUGCCCAGCUCCCACUCCUGCCGGCUGCUGCUGAACGGCCCCUCUGAGCUGCAGCUCUGUGCUGUGCUGGUGUUUGCCGUGGAGCAGGGCAGCCCAGGCACCUUCCUGGUCCUUCAGUAGGAGUGGCCAGCGUUCCCAGGGGCUGCCUUGGGCUGGGGCUGGCUGGGGAAUAGGGAGUAGACACAGACAGACAGCUGAGCUUGGCUGCCCAAAGGGAUCUGCUGGACUAUACAACACUGAACCCCUAAACAUGUGCUGACUGGGCCUGAUCCCUUGGUUGUCCCACAUGUGCUGUGUGAUCACACUUAAGAUGCUCUGUUCCAUAACCUUGCUGGGCACCAAGAUCAGGCUGACAGGCCUGGAGUUCCCUGGAUUCUCCUUCCAGCCCCUGUGGAUGGGCCUCACACUGGCAGCUCCAGUUCUGGGACCUCCCCAGCUAGCCAGGACUGAUGAUGGAUGCUGGAGAGGGGCUUGAUCAGCUCUUUUGCCUCCACCUGGAUUUCAGGGGUUCCAUUCCAGCUUAGGGGGCAGACAGGGAUGAGGAUAACUGGUCUUACUGUUGACUGAGGCAAAGAAGAUGUAAAGUACCUCAGCCUUUUCUCUCUUUAGUGACUGAGUUUUCUUCUGGGUCCAGUAAAGAAUGGAGCAUUCCUUGGCCCUCCAACUGCCGUUAAUGUAUUCAUAAAACAACUUUUUAUUAUCCUCGACAAAAGUGGCCAAAUAAGUUCUGAGCUUUUGCCUCUCUAGUUUUCUUCCUACAUUACCUAAAGACAUCUAUAAACACUUCCUGAGCUGCCUGCACCUUUUUCCAGAGCUGAUUCCCCUGGUGGGCUCACCAGCUGUGCCAGGAAGUGAAGUUCUCAGCCACACACUCCGGGACCCUCCCAGGCUGCCCCUGCUGUGUUGAGUUUCCAGCAGACAUCCAGCAGGUUCCUCCUUCUUCUUUCUCCCUCUUUAUGAAUGGAUUCUGGUGGAAUAUGGCAUGGAAUAUCCCUUUGGGGUGCCCUAACCCUAACCUUGGGCUCAGCUGUGCUGUCUGUGUCUACUCCCAACUGCCCAAGUACCCUCUUGUGGUUCCAGCCCAAGCCAGCAAUUAACACCACACAGCCCUUACUCAAAACCCUCCUCUUCCCCCCACCUUGGUGGAGUGGGGAGGAGAAUCUAAAGUAAAACUUAUAGGUUUAGAGAAGUUUAAAAAUUAAUCAUUUAGAGAAGCUUAGUAACUGCAAACAAAGUCAAAUACUGCAAUAGUGGUAAAUAAUAAUAGUAUUGAUGAUACAACUGAAAAGAAAAGAAGCAACCAAACUUGUGAGGCACAAUACAAGUACUCACUACCUACUGACCAACAAUGCCAGAGCCACCUCUCCGAACCAGAUCAGGCCCUGUUCCAGAUAAUUUCCCCAGUUUAUAUACUGGGCAUGCUAUUCUCUGGUGUGGAAUAUCCUUUUGGCCCGUUUGAGUCAUCUGUCCUGGCUAUUCUCUCUGCCAGUUUAUUUUCUGUACCUUCUCAAUGACAGAGCAUGAGACCCAAAAGGAAAAAAAAAUCCUUGACAUAGGAUAAAUAGGACUUAGCAAAAACAAAAUCAUCAGUAUUUUGUCAACAUUUUUCUCCUAAAUGAAAAACACAGCACUGUACCAGCUACUGAGAAGAAGUUAAGUCCAUCCCAGCCAAAGCCAGGCCAUCCCCAGCCCCCUCACCAGAGUGACAGCGUGAGAAGCAGAAAAGGCCUUGAUGCCGUGCAAACACUGCUGAGCAAUAAGAAAAACCUCCUUGUAUUAUCAACACCGUUUUCAGCAGAAAUCCCAAACACAGCCCCACUGUGAUCACUAAAGAAAAGUAACUCAACCCCAGUCAAAACCAGCACACUGAGCAACAGGUUUUGAACUAUUUUCUGUGGUACAGAGAGAACAAAAUUCAGGCACAAAAGUCUGCUAGCUAGUUCCAGUAAUAGUACAAAAGGUCAUUUUUCCGAAUGGCUAAACUGCACCCCCAGGCUUUCAGAAUUAUGUGCUGUGUCAUUAUUAAGAAAAAUCUCAUUGCAUUAAGAAGCAGCCAUUGCUUUUAAAAAGACAGAGGCAAUGGGUUUUUUUUAAAAAAAACAAACCCAAGAAAGCCUUAUCACAAAAACAGUGUGAGCUGCAUUUGAAAAUAAAGUUUGUAGUUCAAACUGAGA
Passer domesticus (house sparrow) is the source of this 3534-nucleotide messenger RNA. Its product is annotated as inositol 1,4,5-trisphosphate receptor-interacting protein-like 1. Gene Ontology annotation, cellular component: membrane. The coding region runs from base 488 to 1480 and encodes 330 amino acids. The record is from RefSeq and is a predicted model, not a curated record. NCBI's taxonomy places the organism in Eukaryota, Metazoa, Chordata, Aves, Passeriformes, Passeridae. The transcript has 2 exons.